GUGUGUGCAUGAAUGCACAAACUGGGAAUUUCCAAGUCACACAUAUAUAUAGAUAUGACAGCCAGACGAAAAAUGAAAUAAAAAAUAAAUUAAACAUGCUUCUUUUAUUCAGUUCAAUAUACAUCGUGACAUUAUCUAAAAGCUUUUGUACUUUGAAAUAGUGAAAAAGAAAUAACGAUAAAAAGGAGGGCAGAUAGAAGGAAGUAGUUAUCAAGUUUCAUUAUUUAAACACGGUUUUACUUCAAGAAUUCAAAUAUUCAAGCUACACGCGAUGAUAAAACCCAAAUUACCCAUUACAAUUUGGAUUUUGCUCUGUAAUACUAUUAUUUCUACUUCUCAAAUAUGGACUUACAUAGACAAGCUUGGUCAUGUUGAAUACUGUUGUAUUUGCCACAAAGAUUUUGAGCAGAAUGACAUAAUACAUGAAUGUUACUUAAAAAAUAAAAAGGAUGCUCGUCUGCCAUUUUGCAAUUGCUAUAAAGGCAUACAUCCAGUGUGUCCAGGAAGUACAACUAUUUGCAACAGAGAAGUAACAUGUCCUGAAAGACGUGUCUAUAAAGAAUGUAAAGUGUCUCGUCUGAACAAUGAUAAAUUGGUAUGCAAUGACAGUCUAGAAUGGGAACCAAAGUUUGCAUGUCCAGAGUGUACCAAAACUACUAUCUACUGCAAUAGAAGUGUAAACUGUAGUGAAACAUUCAUUGGCAGUGAGUGUAUUUUACCAUUUAACACCUCACAGAAAUUGAUAUGUGGUGAUGAUCAACAAUGGAAAAGUGACUUUAAAUGUCCAGAGUGUACCAAAACUACUAUCUACUGCAAUAGAAGUAUAAACUGUAGUGAAGCAUUCAUUGGCAGUGAGUGUAUUUUACCAUUUAACACCUCACAGAAAUUGAUAUGUGGUGAUGAUCAACAAUGGAAAAGUGACUUUAAAUGUCCAGAGUGUACCAAAACUACUAUCUACUGCAAUAGAAGUGUAAACUGUAGUGAAACAUUCAUUGGCAGUGAGUGUAUUUUACCAUUUAACACCUCACAGAAAUUGAUAUGUGGUGAUGAUCAACAAUGGAAAAGUGACUUUAAAUGUCCAGAGUGUCCCAACAUUACUUCUGUCUGCAAUAGAAGAGUAAACUGUAGUGAAACAUUCAUUGGCACUGAGUGUAUUUUACCAUUUAACACCUCACAGAAAUUGAUAUGUGGUGAUGAUCAACAAUGGAAAAGUGACUUUAAAUGUCUUCCAGUUUCAGAUCCUGGAAGUCUUGCAAUUUUGGGGUAUAUCUUCCCUCCUAUUAUUAUUAUUAUUAUUAUUAUUAUUGCAGUUGUAAUUUAUCCAUGCCGUGACAGGAUAGAAAACGCAUUAUCAGGUUCAGUAUUUUGCUUUGUAUCUCGAAGAAACAAAGGACAAGCUCCUAGAGAUAAUGGACAAGAUACUCAGGAAAGAGAACUUCUAACAUCUAAAAAUCAGGACACACAACCAAAUGAAAAUAUUGAAGGACCUGAAGAAGAAACAUGUCCAAUGCUUGAAGAUGUGGAAAAUAGAGAACAAAGCACAGAGCAAAAAAAUAUAAAUCAAGAAGGUAUGUAUUCUUCAAAUUCAGGAAGAAAAUAAUAUAUGAUUAGAGGU
Octopus bimaculoides (California two-spot octopus) is the source of this 1615-nucleotide messenger RNA. RefSeq lists its product as uncharacterized. The record is from RefSeq and is a predicted model, not a curated record. Lineage: Eukaryota; Metazoa; Mollusca; Cephalopoda; Octopoda; Octopodidae.